Messenger RNA from Trematomus bernacchii (emerald rockcod), 2129 nucleotides. RefSeq names its product recombination activating gene 2 (gene rag2). Gene Ontology annotation, molecular function: sequence-specific DNA binding; protein binding. The transcript is spliced from 2 exons. NCBI's taxonomy places the organism in Eukaryota, Metazoa, Chordata, Actinopteri, Perciformes, Nototheniidae. Gene Ontology annotation, biological process: V(D)J recombination. Gene Ontology annotation, cellular component: DNA recombinase complex; nucleus. The record is from RefSeq and is a predicted model, not a curated record. The coding region runs from base 145 to 1737 and encodes 530 amino acids.
UUCACAAACUCUCUAGCUGUCUGCCUUUAUCAAAGUUUGGCUGCAUAAAAAUGCCGUUAGGUUAACCUUUGUGAUUGUAAGAUUCACACUGAAGUGGGCUCAAGCACGGCAUCCUGACCCUGGCAUUAAGGCAGCUGCCGGAAGAUGACCCUACAACCAUUAACUCCAGUGAACUGUGCAGGCCUCCUGCAGCAGGGCUUCUCUCUUCUGCAGCUGGAUGGUGAAGUCCUCCUGUUUGGCCAGAAAGGCUGGCCCAAGCGCUCGUGUCCUACGGGAGUGUUUGGCGUCCGGUUUAAACUUGGUGAGAUGAAGUUGAGGGCCAUCUCUUUCUCCAAUGACUCAUGCUACCUUCCACCACUGCGCUGCCCUGCUGUUUGCCGCCUCGACCCCUAUGAUGGGCUUCCAGAGAGUUAUCUCAUCCACGGUGGCCGCACCCCAAAUAAUGAGAUCUCCACGAGCCUGUACCUGCUGACCAUGGAUAGCCGUGGCUGCAAUCGUAAACUGACCCUGUGCUGCAAAGAGAAGGAACUGGUGGGAGAAGUACCCGGGGCCCGAUAUGGCCACACUAUGAGCAUGGUUCAAAGCCAUGGCAAGACAGCUUGUGUGUUGUUUGGGGGUAGAUCCUACAUGCCAGCAGGAGAGCGCACCACAGAGAACUGGAACAGCGUCGUCGACUGUCCUCCUCAGGUGUUCCUGUUUGACAUGGAGUUUGGUUGCUCCUCUGCCCAUACUUUACCUGAGCUUUGCGACGGACAGUCUUUCCAUUUAGCCGUUGCCAGAGAGGACUGUGUCUACUUCCUCGGUGGUCACUCGCUCUCCUCCGACUCCCGCCCCCCUCGACUCUUCCGCCUGCGUGUCGAGCUUUUGCAAGGCAGCCCCUUGCUUUCCUGUGAGACCAUUGAAACUAGCAUAUCCAUCUCAAGUGCCAUAAUCAGCCGUACUGGUCCUACUAGAUAUAUCAUCUUAGGGGGGUAUCAGUCAGACUCUCAGAAGAGGAUGGAGUGCAGCACUGUGAUUCUAAAUGAGAAAGGGAUCACCUUCGAGGCCUUAGAAUCACCUAAGUGGACCCAAGAUAUCACGCAAAGUCGCACUUGGUUUGGCGGCAGUGCUGGGGAGGGAACCAUCAUACUUGCUGUACCUACUGAGGGAAGGCCAUCCCAAACAGAGCAUUAUUUCUAUCAUGUGUGCUUCCAGACAGAGGGGGAAUCAAAAGAGGACGAAGAAGCCCAGGGCUGCAGCCAGGAGUCAACAGAUUACGACAACUCCACUCCUCUUGAAGACUCUGAAGAGCUCUACUUCGGCCGUGAGCCUCACGAACUGGAGGACAUUGAUGGAGAAGAGGGUAAUUACAAUGAGCAGGAUGAGGAGGACGAAUCGCAAACAGGCUACUGGAUGAAAUGCUGCCUUGGCUGUCAGCUGAACCCCAACACGUGGGAGCCAUAUUACUCCACUGAGCUCUUCCGGCCUGCCAUGAUCUUCUGCUCCAGAGGGGAGGGGGGGCACUGGGUCCAUGCCCAGUGUAUGGAGCUGUCUGAGCUGCUGCUGCUCAGGCUCUCUGAGGGCAGCAAAAAGUAUUUCUGCAUGGACCACGGAGGCCUGCCCUUCCAGGAGAUGACCCCACCUCGGCAGGUCACGCCUCUGAAGCGCACCCCCUUGAAGGUUAAGGACAGGAAAACUCCUCCAACCAUCAAGAUGUCCCCUGCCAAAAAAAGCUUUUUCAGAAGGCUUUUUGAUUGAGUUAAAUACUUUGUAUAAUGUGUGUAGAUGGUCACUAUAAGGAAUUGUAUGUUGUUCAGGAUGAUUUUAGUUUAUUAUCAGUAAAUCAUUAUGCUGAUCUGACCUCAAUCUGAAUCAUUUUGUCAAAAAAUUAAACAAUAAAAUUGACACCUGAUAUUUCCUGCCAAGCAGCUGUAUAUGUUAAACUGAAUUUCACAAUGUUUGAGCAAGUCUGUCUACAAUGUUUCCAGUUUGAUGUUUUAUAGCUGUGUCACAGUUUAUAGUACAUUUGUGUCGUUGUCUUUUGAUUCCUAACAAUUCCUUCCAUGGCCAAAUGGAACUGAUUUAUUUUCACAAUUAUUUUAUGAUUACUGAAAAUACCCAAUAUGCUGAUCUGUAUUCAAUUUAAUAAA